AUGGAAUAUGUGGAAGUGGAGCUUGGAGAUGUAGAUAUCAUUCAAAGCACUGUCCAAAGUAUUCUUGAUUGUGUAGAAAAUGAAAAGAAUCAUUGCUACCAACUUCCACCAUCUAUUUACAUGGUGCCUUGGGUGUUUCGUGAACUCAACCCAAGUUCUUUCAACCCUAGAGCUGUCUGUAUUGGUCCUCUUCACAUAGAAGAUAAAAAACUGCAAGAAUUUGAAAGAUAUAAAGCUUCUUGUGUGCAUGAUUUAUUGCAUCGUUUAGAUACCCCAACAGAAGAGACAUUGCAAGCAUGUGUGUGUAAGGUAAAUGAUUUAAUAGACAGAAUCAGGGCAUGUUAUGCAAAAUGGUCGAUGGCCAUGGAAGUGAAAUUUAGUAGGUUUCCGUGGCUUUUUUGGUUUUGGGGUAAGCCUACUUUCAGAAUUCCUGUAUUACAACUUCAUGAUUACUCCGAGUUGCUUUUAAGGAACCUCGUGGCAUAUGAGCAGUCGUCUCUUAGUUAUAAUUUCGUUACAUCGUAUCUCAUAGCCAUGGAUAUGCUAGUCAAUACUCAAAGAGGUGUUGCCAUGUUGGUAAGAUCCAAAGUCCUUCUCAAGAAUUUCGGUUAA
This is a messenger RNA of Lactuca saligna, 612 nucleotides long. Lineage: Eukaryota; Viridiplantae; Streptophyta; Magnoliopsida; Asterales; Asteraceae. The record is from the annotation of a GenBank genome assembly.